Messenger RNA from Physella acuta, 924 nucleotides. RefSeq names its product murinoglobulin-2. Gene Ontology annotation, cellular component: extracellular region. The record is from RefSeq and is a predicted model, not a curated record. NCBI's taxonomy places the organism in Eukaryota, Metazoa, Mollusca, Gastropoda, Physidae.
UAGGACACGGUCGUCGCACUGAACGCCAUGAGUGAGUACGCCAAGCAGACGUACAGCAACAACUUGAAUCUUCACAUCACCGCCACGCUGGAGUCUAAAUCCAGCUUUAGUACCAACAAGAGCAGUUCUCAGGGGUUUGGCAUCGUCUCUGUCUCCUCACAAUCUGAAGCUUCAUCGACCUUCACCGUUGAUAUAGACAAGUCCAACUCACUUUUGGUGCAGACGAGCGAGAUUACAAGUUUACCAGCAAAAUUAACAAUCAUCGCUCGUGGCUCAGGUGUAGCCUUAGUUGAAGCAGCAGUGUUUUUCAAUGUUCUCUCAGAAAUAGAGGCCAUUACAUUUGAUCUAAAAGUUAAAAUUGUAGAGGAGACACUUAACCUACUAAUUUUGGAGACUUGCACAGCGUGGAGGGGAAAUGGCCAGAGCAGUGGAAUGGCUGUCCAAGAGUUGGGUAUCCCAUCAGGCUUUGAUGCUGACCUUGAGAGUAUCACCAAAUUGGACAUUCUAAAGAGAGUCGAGACACAAAACAAGAAGGUCAUUCUCUAUUUUGAUAAGAUCGGCACUACGCCCGUGUGUUUAAACCUUAGAGUCAGACGAGUUGAUUUUGUUGCCAAGUCCCAGCCAGCUGCCGUUAGGGUCUAUGACUACUAUGAGCCACGAAACCAGGUGACGGUUUUUUACCAGUCCAAAAUUCUGGAGGAUUCUUCCAUCUGUGACGUCUGCAAGGAUUGUAUUAGCUGUGCCUAGGUCAGUGGAAAUAUUCAGAUUUUAAGAGACAACACUGAUGUCAGCUCAACUUUCCGUGAUGUGUUGUAAAGAAAUCCAACAUUAUAUCAUAUUAAAACAUUGAAAAUAUAAAUGUAGUUGAUGAAGUAUGUUUCAAAAUAUGAUACAAUAAAGCGGCAGUGAGCUCUGCUAAACUUA